GAAGUAAUUAACAUCUCGAAGACGAAGGAGUGUUUAUUCAGGCAGACGUUGGCCAUUCCUCGUCGCAGAGCAAGCGAGAGAGAGGGAGAGAAGGAAAGAUGACCAGGUUUCUCCUGUUUGCUCUGCUCCUGGGCCCAGCGCUCGUGGCCCCUCAGCAGAUCCCGAACAUCACCAGACCGAGCUUCCCCUGUGGGGGGCAGAUCACCGGGGAGCAUGGAUACGUGGCCAGCGAGGGAUUCCCUGCCCCCUACCCCCCCAAUAAAAAAUGCAUCUGGACAAUUGAGAAUCAGUUCUGUGGAGGGAAACUGGUGAAACCCCAGGGAUCGUUCAAGACCCCAAACUGGCCAGAGAAGGAAUAUCCAACGGGAAUCAGUUGUUCCUGGCACAUUGUGGGCCGUCCCAAUGAGGUUAUUGAGCUCAAGUUUGAGAAGUUUGCUGUCGAGAGCGAUAACUACUGUCGUUACGAUUAUGUUGUGGUGUUUAACGGUGACAGGAGCGAUGAGUCUCUGCAAGCUGGGAAAUUCUGCGGUGAUGAACGUCCCAGCCCCAUUGUCUCACAGGGAAAUGAGAUGUUGGUCCAGUUUGUAUCGGAUCUCAGCGUUACCUCGGACGGGUUUCUGGCCAAGUACGAUGUGAGGCGGAAGGACGGGGCACCUGAACCUCCCAAGGAAGUGACCCCAACAAAACUGACCAGGCCCAGGCACCCAACCGGCACCAUCACCCGAACUCCCAAACUGAAAGGACCAGCAGGAAACCCCAUCUGUCGAAUGAAAUGCCGCCGUAAGGGGACACUACAGAGUAACUUCUGCGGCAGCAAUUUCGUGAUCUCAGGACAAGUACUGAACCUGGUACCGAAUGGCCACAGCCUCCAGGCCACAAUCUCCAUCAUUAACACCUACAAGGCCGGCGAUCUGAGGACGCGGCAGGUUCGGAAUAAACUCAUCGCCAAGCUCCUGGUGGUCUGUAAACGCUGUCCCAUCAUCCGCAAAGGUGCCAGCUACACGCUGAUGGGUCCAGUGGAUCGGUUGGGUCGUGGUCGCAUUCUGCCAGACAGUUUUUUCUUGGUUUAUAAAUCACAGCAACACCAGGUUCUGACCAAACUGACCAGCCGCCGCUGCUGAGGAAGCAGGCAGAGGCAGCGAGAGAGACGUGGGGAACACUGGAGACUCACCCAUAACCCCGAUCCCAAUCCCUCCCCCCUCAAUCCCCAACCCUCACCCUAAAUCCUAACCCACUCUCCCCUCGUCCAGUCCAACUCUCCCUACUGCUCUCUCACCAGCUGGUUCCAACAGCCUCAUAGCCAGGGGCAAAAAUCAACAGGGCAGCUCAUUUACCUUCAAUAAAACCCUUUAAUCCAA
Molecule: messenger RNA, 1358 nt
Organism: Rhincodon typus (whale shark)
Lineage: Eukaryota; Metazoa; Chordata; Chondrichthyes; Orectolobiformes; Rhincodontidae
Product: procollagen C-endopeptidase enhancer 1-like
Exons: 8
Coding region: 99-1121 (340 amino acids)
Molecular function (GO): protein binding
Source: RefSeq, a predicted model, not a curated record